Tachyglossus aculeatus (Australian echidna) is the source of this 2379-nucleotide messenger RNA. It is a transcript of the gene RGL2, whose product is annotated as ral guanine nucleotide dissociation stimulator like 2. Gene Ontology annotation, biological process: Ras protein signal transduction; positive regulation of GTPase activity. Gene Ontology annotation, cellular component: plasma membrane. NCBI's taxonomy places the organism in Eukaryota, Metazoa, Chordata, Mammalia, Monotremata, Tachyglossidae. Gene Ontology annotation, molecular function: guanyl-nucleotide exchange factor activity. The record is from RefSeq and is a predicted model, not a curated record.
GGAUGCUGCCCAGGCCCCUGCGCCUCCUCCUGGACGGGCCCGGCCCGGGGGGCGUCGUACUGAGCGCCUUCCGGACCCGGGACCCCGAGGGGACCCGGCAUCAGCAGGAGGAGGAGGAGGAACAGGAGGAGGAGGAGGAGGAGGAGGAGGAGCAGCAGGUGAGCGCGCGGGAGGAAGAGGAAGACGGGGCCCUGUUCGCCGUGGUCACCCGCCAGUACCGACCCCUCGACCCCAAGGCCCCGGUGCCCCCGCCUCGCCUGACCCGCCGGCUGCGGGGGGGGACGUUGGCCGCCCUGGUGGGGCACCUCCUGCUGGACGCCCGGACGCCGGGGGCCGGCGACGGGACCUUCGCCGCCACGUUCCUGGGCACCCACCGGGCCUUCGCCACCCCCGAGGCCAUCUUGGAGCUGCUCCUGGACAGGGUGGACGCCGCGGAGUUGGGCCCCAGGGAGGAGCUGGAGGCCACCAGGAGGGCGGCCCUGUCGGUGGUGGGCUCCUGGAUGGCCGCCCACCCGGAGGACUUCGGGCCGGACGUGGCCGGGCAGCGGGAGAGACUGGAGGGCUUCCUGCGGGAGGGGGCCGGGGGCGCCCGCCUCCUCCGGGACCUGCGGGCCCUGGGCGGGGGCCGCCCCGUGACCCCCGACCCCCGACCCCCGGCCCCCGGCCCCCCCAGCGACCCCACCGACGUCCUCAUCUUCCUCGCCGACCACGUGGCCCGGCAGCUGACCCUGAUGGACGCGGAGCUGUUCCUGUCGGUGGUGCCCUGGCAGUGCCUGGGCGGCCUGUGGAGUCAGCGGGCCCGGCCGGGCCACUCGCACCUGUGCCCGUCGGUCCGCGCCACCGUGGCCCAGUUCAACCGGGUGGCGGGGGCCGUGGUGAGCUCUGUACUGGGCGUCACCGGGGGCCCCCCGCCCGCCGCCCGCCUCGCCCCGCGACCCCUGAGGCCUCCCCAGAGGGCACGCCUGCUCGAGAAGUGGAUCCGGGUCGCCGAGGAGUGCCGCCUGCUGCGAAACUUCUCCUCUCUGUGCGCCAUCGUGUCCGCCCUGCAGUCCAGCCCCGUCCACCGCCUCCGGGCAGCCUGGGCUGAGACGGGCAGUCGAGAGAGGGGUGUCUUCUCCAGCCUCUGUGAGAUUUUCUCCGAGUCGGACAACUACUCCCAGAGCCGGGAGCUGCUGCUACAGGAGAACGCCCCGCGGCCGGCCUCGGAGCUGACCCCGAAGAGGCAGACCAGGCCCGACGAGCCCCCCGGCGGGGUGGUCCCCUACCUGGGCACCUUCCUGAAAGACCUGGUGAUGUUGGACGCCGCUGCCCCGGACACCCUGGAGAACGGUUACAUCAACUUCGACAAGAGGAGAAAGGAGUUCUCGGUGCUGAAGCGUCUCCGGGGGCUGCAGGCCCGGUGCCGGGGCUACCACCUGCCCGGCCCGGACCCCGAUUUCCAGCAGUGGCUCCGCCGCCUCCCGACCCUCACCGAUGCCCAGAGCCACCAGCUGUCCUGCGAGGUGGAGGGGCCCGCGCUCAGCGAAGGGCCCGAGCCCCCCGCCCCGCGCUCCCUGCGGCCCACCCUCGUCAUCACGCACUGCACAGACCUCCUGAGCGUCGUCGGGGGUCCUUCGGCCUUGGCCUCGUGGGACAAGGCUGCCGCCAUGCUGCAGCAGCGGAAGUGGCCUUCGGCCUCCUCCUUGGACUCGGCGCUGGAGGGGACCCCGCCGCCCCCGGACCCCCAAGGAGGAGGAGGAGGAGGAGGAGGAGACCCCCGGGCCGGCCCGGCCGCCCUGGACCCCUCGACGCCAGGCCCGGGCCUGCGCGGGCACCGGCGAUCGGCGUCGUGCGGGUGCCCGCUGGGCCGGGGGUCCCCCGGGGGGUCCCCGGGGGUCCAGGGGGGUCCCCGGGGGUCGGACGGCCGCAUCGUCCGCGUCCGCAUGGAGCUGGGACACGACGGGACCCUCUACAAGAGCCUGCUGGUGAGCAGCCAGGACAAGGCCCCGGGCGUGGUGCAGGCGGUGCUCAAGAAGAACAACCGCGACCCCGCCGACGCCCCCCAAUAUCAGCUCGUCCAGCUCCUGCCGGGGCGCCGAGAGCUGGCCAUCCCUCCCUCGGCCAACGUGUUCUACGCCAUGGACGGCUCCAGCCUGGACUUCGUGCUGCGCCGCCGCCGACCUUCGAACCCGGCCGCGGCGGCCCCGACGCCGGCCCCGCACGACGCCCCGCACGACGGCCCCGGCGGGGGCUCCUUCCCCCGGAUCAAGGCCACCGGACGGAAACUGGCCCGCGCCCUCUUCUGAGCAGGAUUCGAACUCAGUACCCCGGUGGGGCGGAUACAACGAAGGGCAACACAGGGGAGCCACUUCCGGCCACGCCCCCGGGAAAGCGCGGCAA